AUACACACACACACAAUGGCGGAGAGAAAGAACCAGAAGCAUUUUGUUCUAGUACAUGGUAUGUGCCACGGUGCUUGGACCUGGUUCAAGCUGAAACCGCAGCUAGAGUCAUACGGUCACAGGGUCAUAGUGCUGGACCUAUCAGGCUCUGGUGUAAACAUGAAGGCAAUCCAUGAUGUUGGUAAGUUCGAGGAAUACAGUAGACCGUUGUUGGAGUUCCUGGCAUCUCUGAACGAACAGGCCAUCCUCGUCGGACAUAGCUUAGGAGGCAUGAAUUUGGCCCUUGCCAUGGAUUUGUUCCCACAUAAGAUCUCGGCCGGCGUUUUCGUAACGGCUUUUAUGCCGGAUACUGCACACCAACCUUCGUAUGUCAUAGAAAAGUAUUUUGCGGGGGGCACAGAGGAAAGUAACUCCUCAGAUUUUGAAGCCGUGACCGUAGGCAGCCCAGAAGAACCUUUCACGAUAAGAACAAUGGGCCCAAAUUUCUUAUACCAGCUCUAUCACCUAUCCCCUGUUGAGGACCUGGAACUGGCGAAAACACUGGUGAGGCCAGGAUCAUUGUACGAACAUGAAUUGUCCAAGGCGAAGAAAUUCUCGGAACAAGGGUAUGGAUCAGUGACAAGGGUUUUUGUAGUUUGCGAGGAGGAUAAAGGGAUGCACUUGGAACACCAGCGCUGGAUGAUCAGCAACAAUCCCCCUCAAGCUGUGAUGGAGAUCUCUGGUGCCGAUCAUAUGCCAAUGUUCUCCAAAACCAAACAACUUUCUCACAUUCUCUUGGACAUUGCAAACAGAUAUGCUUAAUGUUUUUCAUACAGUAUUGCAUGUUAACAAGAUGUCAUUUUUAAUUAAUAAAAU
This is a messenger RNA of Hibiscus syriacus, 855 nucleotides long. Its product is annotated as methylesterase 9-like. The transcript has 3 exons. The coding region runs from base 16 to 801 and encodes 261 amino acids. Gene Ontology annotation, biological process: jasmonic acid metabolic process; salicylic acid metabolic process. Gene Ontology annotation, molecular function: methyl jasmonate esterase activity; methyl salicylate esterase activity; methyl indole-3-acetate esterase activity. The record is from RefSeq and is a predicted model, not a curated record. Lineage: Eukaryota; Viridiplantae; Streptophyta; Magnoliopsida; Malvales; Malvaceae.